UUUCACAGCAUUUGCUAACAUAAAGUGGUGUAUACUGUUUUAUCUACUUGGCGCGCAACUUUGUGACUUGAGGAACUUUUUCUCGCUUCUUAAGACCGCUGAAAAUAUACGACCAGAUAGAAUUUGUAAUACGUUUUCAUCAAAUUGCAUAUAACUUAACAUAUUCUCACAUGUAUGUGGUCAUCGGUUAUAGAGAAUCGUACAAGAAGGCUGUCAAGAAUGUCACCACCUUGCUGAAGCCUAGUGGAACACUCAUUCUUCAGACAUAUAUAGGUGCAAGUUUCUAUGUAGUUGGUGACGUCAGGCACCCAACGGUGAAGCUUGACGUGGAUUUCAUACUGCAGACGAUCUCUGACGCGGGCUAUGAUGACGUCAAGUGUUCGUACUAUCCUGCAGCUAAACGGGAGCACUACACGACUAGUGAUCUCACCGCUUUACUGCAUCUAACCGCUAAGAAAAUCUAAGGCAAUUAGAAGGUUCAUGGCUCCGACUGCUCAUGCGUUUCGAAUUACCUUGUGGGUGAUAUGUCCAAGGUAAAGGCCCCUUUAAAUACAUGUAAAAAUUUCUUGCAUCGACAUAAUGCAUGCUCAGCCGUGUUUUGUUUAUGUUUCAGGGGCCUUUACCCACAAUGCAUUUCUC
Branchiostoma floridae (Florida lancelet) is the source of this 639-nucleotide messenger RNA. RefSeq names its product nicotinamide N-methyltransferase-like. Gene Ontology annotation, molecular function: N-methyltransferase activity. The transcript has 2 exons. Gene Ontology annotation, cellular component: cytosol. NCBI's taxonomy places the organism in Eukaryota, Metazoa, Chordata, Leptocardii, Amphioxiformes, Branchiostomatidae. The coding region runs from base 171 to 464 and encodes 97 amino acids. The record is from RefSeq and is a predicted model, not a curated record.